This is a messenger RNA of Gastrolobium bilobum, 1818 nucleotides long. RefSeq names its product phospholipase A1-Ibeta2, chloroplastic. The transcript has a single exon. The coding region runs from base 99 to 1721 and encodes 540 amino acids. NCBI's taxonomy places the organism in Eukaryota, Viridiplantae, Streptophyta, Magnoliopsida, Fabales, Fabaceae. Gene Ontology annotation, molecular function: glycerophospholipase activity. Gene Ontology annotation, biological process: lipid metabolic process. The record is from RefSeq and is a predicted model, not a curated record.
ACUUCAUUGACGCUGUCUUCUCACCUGCUAGCUGCGGAAUCAUUCUCUCAACUCCAUCCCAACAACCUCUACAAUUUUCUUCUUCUUCAUCAAUCACCAUGAUGCAAAUCAGCUCCACCGUUCCAGUUCACAACCUUCACAAAUUUCAAGCAAUAAGAUGUCCUAGCUUCAGAUGUCAAGCUUCUCCUUUAAAACCUUCAAUGAAACUACCUUCAACCUUUCCUUCCUUUCAGUCUCAGAAACCGUUGAUCUCCACCGAUUCCACUCGGUUGCAUCUCGCCAACCUCGACAAGCUCCUCGAGAGCCAAAAGCCGGUGGUCCCCACCCAACUCCAUGAUCAGCAGCAACAACAACAACAACCCAUACUGAAUAACGACUCAAAGGAUAAGAAAGGAAGAAGCUUCCUCGAAGGACUCAACCUCGCGAGGCUAUGGCCGGAGAUGAAAGCCACGGAGGAAAUGUCCCCGCGCCACCUGAAGCGCCUCCAACGUCUCCUCUCGAUGUCGGCUGAAUAUUCUCCGAGGAACAUCAUCGGCGGCAGGUGGAGGGAAUAUCACGGCAGCAACGACUGGAAAGGGAUGUUGGAUCCCCUCGAUGAGAAUCUCCGGCGAGAGGUAAUCAGAUACGGCGAAUUCGUGCAAGCGGCGUAUCAUGCGUUUCACUCCGACCCCGCCAUGUCAACGGAGGAGGCACCCCAGCCUCGCCACGUGGCGUUGUCGGACAGGUCCUACAGCGUUACCAAGAGCCUCUACGCCACGUCAUCCAUCGGGUUGCCUAAAUGGGUCGACGAUGUGGCUCCGGAUCUUGGAUGGAUGACCCAGCGGUCAAGCUGGGUCGGGUUUGUCGCCGUUUGUGAUGACCCGAGAGAGAUCGCACGGAUGGGAAGGAGAGACAUCGUGAUCUCCCUCCGCGGAACUUCCACGUGUCUCGAGUGGGCUGAGAAUCUGAGGACUCAAUUGAUUGAAAUUUCCGGGGCCCAAGAUAAGGCCCAAGGAAAGCCCAAAGUGGAGUGCGGGUUCUUGAGCUUGUACAAGACCAAAGGGGCUCACGUGCCGAGCCUGGCUGAGUCAGUGGUGGAAGAAGUGAAGAGGCUCAUGGAUGUUUACAAAGGUGAAAAGUUAAGCAUCACCGUCACAGGGCACAGCCUUGGUGCCACACUAGCUUUGUUGGUUGCUGAUGAGAUAAGCACAUGCAGCCCAGAUGUACCACCAGUGGCUGUUUUCUCAUUUGGUGGGCCUCGUGUGGGUAACAAGGCCUUUGGGGACCGCGUUACGGCCCAAAAUGUGAAAGUCCUAAGAAUAGUGAACUCCCAAGAUGUGAUUACUAGAGUACCCGGCAUAUUUGUGAGUGAAGAGCUUGAGCAAAAUUUAAGGAAUUCCAAGGUGGGGGGUUUCUUAGACAUGUUGGAAGAGAAUACACCAUUGGCAUACUCACACGUGGGAACUGAGCUACGUGUCCACACCAAGAUGUCGCCGUACCUGAAGCCGGAUGCUGACAUGGCAUGUUGUCAUGACUUGGAGGCUUACCUGCACUUGGUGGAUGGGUUCUUGGCAUCUAAUUGUCCAUUCAGAGCAAAUGCUAAGAGAAGCUUGGCAAGAUUAAUGCAAGAUCAAGGCUCUAAUGUUAAGAAGUUGUAUACUAGCAAGGCAAAAGCCUUGACAGUGAAUCUUAAGAGACAGGGAUCAAUGUCUAUGUCUACUUGUUUGCCUAGUCCAUCUUAAUGAAACUCAAAUGUGAAUAUACUCAAUGUUGCAUAUGUACCAUGUUGUUACGCUUGUCUUUUAGGUAUGUAUAUUUUUUUGCCCAAUUUAUCUUGCU